Molecule: messenger RNA, 4209 nt
Organism: Penicillium expansum
Lineage: Eukaryota; Fungi; Ascomycota; Eurotiomycetes; Eurotiales; Aspergillaceae
Product: ABC transporter, integral membrane type 1
Exons: 14
Coding region: 1-4209 (1402 amino acids)
Biological process (GO): transmembrane transport
Cellular component (GO): membrane
Molecular function (GO): ABC-type transporter activity; ATP binding; ATP hydrolysis activity
Source: RefSeq, a predicted model, not a curated record
AUGGCGUCCAUCGGGGACACAUGUGAUAGCCUCUUUGGGCCUGUGGCCAUCGCAACAGUAUCAGCAGGAAUCCAAGUCGCUUUGCUUGUAUUUAGUGCAACGCAGCACUACCCCGCACAGCAUGUGUCAGUUGCUGGUGCUACUCUCAGCCUUAUAGUGGCAGUUUCUCUUGUCGUUCUCCUUCAUUUAGAGCACAGCCGGGCUGUUCGUCCCUCGUUCCUUGUCUCUGCGUAUCUGUUUAUUACGGUGCUUCUAGAUGUCGCACGAGCACGUACCGCCUGGCUGUUGCCAUAUGGUAGAGCAUACCCGGCCUGUCUUACCGCGUCUCUGGUCAUCAAGUUGGUCCUCCUGGUGUUGGCAAAUGUCGAAAAACGGAAAUGGUUGUUGCCGGCCGAAAAGACUCAGUCUAUCGAGAGUACCAGUGGUCUCUUUAGUCGGGGCUUAUUUGCCUGGCUCAAUGCGUUGCUUAGAAAAGGACACACCUUGCUGCUAACUGGCGAUGCACUACCUAACAUCCACGAGAAACUGUCGUCUAGUGAUUUAUCUGACCGAUUUUCAAAGUCAUGGGCGCUGUGUGAUCAGAGUCGUCGACAUGCGUUGCUGCUGGCUAUCAUCAAUUGCCUUCGCUGGGAUAUUGCUGCUAUUACUUUCCCUCGACUCGCCCUGAUUGGGUUUAGCAUAGCACAGCCAUUUUUAGUUGGCAAAACUGUCACAUUCCUCGAGCAGACUGAAUCUUCGAUAAAUAUUGGCUAUGGGUUGAUAGGAGCUACCGCGAUUGUCUUCAUCGGGGCUGCUGUCAGUACGGCAUCCUACCAGCACCUAGGAUUUCGUGCUACGACCAUGGUCCGCGGUGGCCUUAUGGCUCUUGUCUAUCAGCACAUGAUGGAGCUGCCAUUGGGGAGCACCGAUGAGUCUAGUGCCAUGUCCCUUAUGGGAGCUGACGUUGAAAUGCUCGCCGAGUACUUUCACUCUACAGUGUGCGAAUCCUGGGCUAGUAUCCUACAGCUGGGACUAGCGGCUUGGGUCCUUCAAACUCAGAUCGGUGUUGUCUGUAUCACACCCAUUUUAAUUGUAACAGCUUUUACUGCUGCUUCUUUCGCCAUGGGCGACGCUGUGUCCGUUAGGCAGAAGACAUGGCUACAAGCUACCGAGAAGCGGAUAAAUUUUACCAGCCACGUCCUCGGCUCAAUAAAAAGCGUCAAGUUUUUAGGACUAACAGAGAUGAUCAAGAGAUCCAUUGAAGGCUUGAGGAUUGACGAGCUUGAGAUCUCCAAGAAAUUCCGCCGAGUCCAAACCGUCCGUGUCUGCAUGAUAAACCUCCCAAGGAUUAUUGCGCAGUUUGCCACCUUCGCGACCUAUGCUGUGGUUGCAAAGGUGCAAGGGUCUGAUGGUCUUUCCGUCUCACAAGCCACCACGGCCCUUUCACUGAUCAAUCUGCUGAUCACUCCACUCAUGCAUCUAUUGUUGGCAGUUCCAGACACAUUCGCAUCAAUAGGAUGUUUAUAUCGAGUGCAGGACUUCUUGAGACGUCCCAAUAUUGUUGAAAAAAGAAAACUGCUCCAACCGGAAGUAGAUCCUCCUGCAUCAUCUACUCCUGCAUCGCCCGACAAUUCAUCCGAAGUCGAACUUUCCAACUAUUCUUCGCUCGGGGCUACGGGAAUUUCUUCGUCAGAGAAUCAGUCCAACGUGCUGAUCUCCUUGCAAAAUGCUCGAUUUGGCUGGAAUAGCUCUCCGUCAGAUAGUGCCGGUAUCACCCUAAAUCUGCGCCCCUCGUCCUUGGGUACUCUAGUUGCGAUUGUCGGUCCUGUGGGAAGCGGAAAGUCAACUUUCCUCAAAGGCCUCGCAAAUGAGACGUCCAUUCUUGAUGGCGAAGCUUUCAUCAAGUACCCAGACCUGGCUUUCUGUGAGCAAACCCCUUGGCUAACCAAUACGACAAUCCGGGAAAACAUCAUUAGGGAAAAUGCAUCCGCUGCGUUUGACGCUGAUUGGUAUUCGACCGUGGUGAGCGCAUGUGCUCUGGAUUCCGAUCUUAAGAAGAUGCCAGCGGGUGAUGAGACGUCCGUUGGUAGCAAAGGCUCUAAGCUUAGUGGAGGACAGAAGCAACGAAUUGCUAUAGCACGAGCUGUUUAUGCUCGCAAAAGGAUUGCGUGCUUCGAUGAUACUUUAAGUGCCCUUGACAAUGCAACCUCGCGACUGGUAUUCAACAAUGUCUUUGGCCCGUCUGGACUGCUGCGUCGACUGGGCUGUACUGUAUUUCUCGCGACUCACAAUGUUCAAUACAUACCCCAGGCCGACUUUAUAGUCGUACUAGGCGAGAAUGGCAGUAUUUUGGAACAGGGUAGCUUCUCUGAGCUUCUCAGUCAUACCGGAGGAUAUGUUCAACGGUUAAGUAUCCGACCAGGACAGACUGAGAAAGAAGAGAUGCAGCAUGACACCGCAAUCGAGCUUCCGGAGACGCUCGAAGCCAUAACCAGCCGCAUAUCCAUCCCAACUGCUGCCGAUAAAGGCCGAAAGACAGCUGAUAUUACUGUUUACAAGUAUUAUUUCUCUGCUAUGGGCUGGCUUCGAGUCUUUGUGCUGAGUUUCAUACUGGCUGUAAGUGGUGGCAUUGGUGGACUGCGCGACGCUUGGAUUGGAAUGUGGUCCUCUAGCCCCGACAGCGCUUCGAACUCGGGAUUGGGUUACUGGCUUGGAAUGUAUGGGGCAUUGUCCUUCAUCGAAGCUACUUCAAUAGUUCUUGCGGUAUAUGCCCCUUUGUCCUUCCUGUCUCAGGUCGAUACGGGCUCUCUCAUCACCCGGUUCAGUCAAGACAUGAGGCUAGUGGACAUGAUUCUGCCUCGAGGUUUCAUCUCCACAGGAUUUCAAAUCGUUGGGGCACUUGCGCAAUCUGCGAUUGCCAUAGCUGCAUUGCCCUAUUUGGCUAUAUCCGUGCCCUUCCUGGUUGGGAUGUUAGUACUAGUCCAGCGCUUUUACCUGCGCACAUCUGGCCAGUUACGACUAUUAGAGAUUGAGCUUAAAAGCCCCCUUUACACUCAUUUCAUUGAAUCCCUCGCCGGUAUCGUUACCAUCCGUGCCUUUUCAUGGACUACGGCGUCUACAUCCAAAAUGCUACACUUACUUGAUAGGUCCCAAAGGCCGUUUUAUCUCCUGCUGUGCAUUCAGCAAUGGCUUGGCCUGGUGCUAAAACUUAUUGUGACCGGUAUGACGGUCAUUCUUAUUGGGGCUGCUGUCGCUCUGCGCAGACAAGUGAGCCCCGGUCUGUUGGGCAUUGCUCUGGUUGGGAUGAUGGAUCUGGGAGAAGUACUCUCAGAACUGAUUCAGAACUGGACCCUCCUGGAAACCUCUUUGGGUGCGAUUGCCAGGAUCAAGGAGUUCUCGGAAGAUACUCCAAGCGAGGAAAAUGAUAUAGCCUAUGAGCAGCUGCCAGACGCAGAAUGGCCAAGUAAGGGGGAUAUCUCAUUCGCUGGCGCGGACAUUGCAUAUGAGUCCGAGAAUGCAGAGCCCGUAUUGCACAGUCUUCUUUUGGAUAUUCAUGCUGGGGAGAAAGUUGGGCUGUGUGGUAGGACUGGAAGUGGCAAGAGCACUCUGGCUCUAUCACUACUCCGUCUCAACGAGGUGAUCUCUGGUCAGAUCCUUAUUGAUGGGGUAGACAUAUCGACGGUGCCUCGGUCAUUGAUUCGGCACCGGAUCAGCUCUCUCAGUCAAGAAGCCUUCAUUUUCCCGGGUACCAUUCGGCAGAACGUCGAUCCUUUAGGCAUCGCCAGCGAUGCCGAUAUCAUUGAAGCUCUCCAAUGUGUCGAUAUAUGGAAAGCUCUUGUGUCUGCGACAAACAGCGGCGCUCACAGUGGAGUGUUGCUAGAUGCGAUAUUGACCGACACAACUUUGUCUGAAGGUCAAAAACAACUAUUUUGUCUAGCAAGGGCGCUCCUCAAGAAGAGUAACAUUCUGAUUCUAGAUGAGCCGACAAGCAGUCUGGAUGCAGAGACAGACGCCAAGGUCCAGAAAGUCAUUCGCCAGGAGUUCCAGAACUGCACUAUCAUUAUGGUUGCGCAUAGAGUUCAUACCAUGCUCGACUUUGACCGAGUUGUUGUUCUGGAUAGUGGUCGAAUCAUAGAAGAAGGGCAUCCCUCGGAAUUGCUGGCGAACAAAGGCGUGUUCUCAAGCCUGCAUCGUCUGGAGCAGUCAACAGGAACUAAGCAGGAGCUCUGA